CAUGCACCUGUCAUCCCAUUGGCUCAACCAAUGGGCUUCAGACCUGUGACCCUGGGCGUGGCCAGUGUGAGUGUCUGCCCCACGUGAUUGGCCGAGAUUGCAGCCAGUGCGAGCCUGGUUACUAUGACAUGCGACCCACAAUGGGGUGCCUCAGCUGUGCCUGCCACCCCCUGGGAUCACGGAACAGUUUCUGCCAGGGACAGACUGGGCAGUGUAACUGCCGGCCUGGUGUUGAAGGCCGGGCAUGUGAUCGAUGCCAACGGGGUUACUUUGACCUCUCUGAGUGGGGCUGUCAAGCGUGUGACUGCUCUCCACUGGGGUCCGUGGGGAUGCAGUGCCUGGGGGACGGCUCCUGUCUGUGUAAGACUGGCUUCGUGGGAAGGAAGUGUGAACAGUGCCAGGAGAAUUAUUACUACGAGGCUUCGACCUUUCACUGCCAGCUGUGUCCAACCUGCUACAACCUGGUCCAACUCGAGGUACGGGAAUGGAGCUCCCAGACACAGGCCGGAGGGGAGAGAGACCCCUCACACACAGGCCAGAGGGAGAGGCCCCUCACACACAGGCCAGAGGGAGAGGCCCCUCACACACAGGCCAGAGGGAGAGAGAGAGGCCCCACACAG
Messenger RNA from Chiloscyllium plagiosum (whitespotted bambooshark), 620 nucleotides. NCBI's taxonomy places the organism in Eukaryota, Metazoa, Chordata, Chondrichthyes, Orectolobiformes, Hemiscylliidae. The record is from RefSeq and is a predicted model, not a curated record.